AAAGGAAGAUUUUAUAGCUGAAGUAGCUGAAUUUCUGCACACACCAGGACAGAGCCGUGCCUUCUCUUCAAGGAAAGGAAUUAUUUAAGGAGGCAUCUAAUAUGUUUCCUUCUUAACUGCCUCUUUUCUCUGAAAUAGAGCAGAUUCUUCUGUUUUUCUUUUCUGCAGUUGGAGUUUAAAUGGCAAACAGAAUCUACUAUUAGAUUAGAUUACCAGCACUCAGAGAACAAUGCAAAAAGCAGUCCUAGUCUACUAUCUUCUGCUUGUUUAUUUGUUCGUUGCUCUUGCCCAGAAUAAACCCAAUGGAAUGCCCGGAAGAGCAAGGCGAAGAAUAAUCUAUAGAAGACUACGAAAGAUCCCCUUAAGAAAUCACAGUUUAAAUAAGCAGUCACAAAUUAGACCUCCAAUCUCUAGCGUUCCACUAAUGAGCAUCCCACUUACUAAUAUUGAUGGAGAUAUUACUGGAGUGUUUAACUCUCUUACCCAAUUGGAUGGCCAAGAAUCCAAUUAUAAUAUUUUGCCAGGAAAAGAAGGACGAUGCUUUGCUAAUGGAAUGAUUAUGUUUGAUAAAGCUGUGUGGUCUCCUAAACACUGCGUUACAUGCCUCUGUUCAAAAGGAGAGGUGUACUGUGACGAAACCUCAUGCAACCCUUUGACAUGUCCCAAAUCUACAAAACCUGAAGGGGAGUGUUGCCCUGUGUGUCUGGAGAGUGAAUUAAGUACAAUUUCUCAAGGUGACACAGCUGAAGUUUCUGGUGAUUCUCCUGUGCCAACUAAUCCGAGUGAACCAGUCAUGCAGACACAAGAUCCAAUGCAAAAGAAGGAAGGAACACUUGAAAAGAAUAUUCAUAUAAAAAAUAAAAGAAAGAUGAAAAAGAGGAGAAUAAAAAGCCACAAACUAAGAAGAAAACAUGAACAUAUCAAUGAUCAAAGGGAAGAGGAGGUGGAAACCAGAUCAGAGGAAGAAAAAAGAAGAGUUUAUGAAGAAGAGGAGCUAAGACUUGAGAAAGAAAUUAAAAAACAAGAGCAAGAACAAGAAAAGGAGGAAGAGCAAGAGCAAGAGCAAGAAGAAAAUGAACAAGAGAAGGAAGAAAGUGAAGAGGAGGAAGAAGACAUAUUGCGUGGAGAUGUGUUCAGAAUGCCCCCACUUUUCCCAAUUCCUGAGCCUUCUACUGAGAUUCCUCCUUUGCCAACUGGAUGCUCUGUCUUAGAAAAUACAGUAAGCUGUAUUAAUGCCAAACUCACCCAUAUACCCGUAAUCAGAGAUGAAGAGCUUACUAGCAUAGAGCUUGACGGGAAUGACAUCACUGAAAUUCCAGAUGGAGCUUUCAAUGGGAUACCUAAUUUGGAGAGAAUUGAUCUUCGUAAAAAUAAAAUCACAUCAUCUGGCAUUGGUCCACAAGCAUUUAAAAACUUGAAGAAUCUGCAACGUUUAUAUAUGGAUGGAAAUACACUAGUUAGUAUUCCACAUGGUUUGCCACCAUCUUUGGAAGAACUUAAAAUAAAUGAAAAUGAAAUCCAUGUAAUUAAUGAAGAGAGCUUUCAAGGUUUAAAAAAGUUGCUAAUACUGGAAUUAGAGAGCAACAAACUUAGUGAAUCAAAUGUCAGCCCUUUCGCUUUUCAGCCUUUGAAGAGCUUGUCAUAUCUGCGGCUUGGGCGAAAUCAGUUUAGGACUAUUCCACAAGGCCUGCCCCAUUCUAUUGAGGAACUAUACCUUGAUAACAACCAGAUAGAAGAAAUUUCAGAAAUAUGCUUUAAUCAUACCAAAAACCUAAACAUCAUUGUUCUAAGACACAAUAAAUUAGAAGAAAGCAGAAUAGCCCCAUUGGCAUGGAUCAAUCAUGAGAACUUGGAAUCUAUUGAUCUUUCUUACAAUAAGUUGUAUCAGGUUCCUUCCUAUUUGCCGAAGUCAUUAGUACAUCUUGUACUUGUAGGGAACCAAAUUGACAGAAUUCCAGGAUUUGUAUUUGGACAUAUGAAACCAGGGUUGGAAUAUCUCUAUCUUUCAUUUAACAAACUUGAUGAUAAUGGAAUAGAUCUUGUGUCAUUCUAUGGAGCAUACCACUCUCUCAGAGAAAUGUUUUUAGAUCAUAACCAGUUGAAAUCUGUGCCACUUGGAAUUGCAGAACUGAAAACAUUAAAUUUUCUAAGGCUCAACAACAACAAAAUCAGAGCUGUCCAUCCAGAGCGAAUUUGUAGAUCCAGGUUAAAUAAUGAGGAGGAAAAUGAUGACAGUGACGAGGAAGAAGACUAUGAAGAUUCGCAGUUAGAACAUCUUCAUCUUGAACACAACUUUAUUAAUACCAGGAACCUUUCACCAUAUGCUUUUUCAUGUGUACGAUCAUAUUCCAGUGUGAUUCUGAAACCUCAGAAUGUUAAAUAAAAUAUUUUGUAAUACAAAACUAUUUUUAUAUGCAAAUAAUACAGUUACGCUAUUUGUUCUUCGCCUGCAAUUAAUGUCAUAAAAAGCAUCUGAAUAUUACUGUUGCUUAAUAAUAGUAAUAUUAAUGGCAAUGAAGUAUGGAGUAUGAGUAUGAAGUAUGGAAGUAUGUAGUAUGAAUGUCUCCAAGAAAGUGGUAACAUGCUACAGAUAAAAUGCUAUAUUCUAAUAUACAUAUAAUAUAAAUGUUUUAAGGAAGAACAAUAAAGCUGGAAUUUAUUGAA
Messenger RNA from Pantherophis guttatus, 2664 nucleotides. It is a transcript of the gene ECM2, whose product is annotated as extracellular matrix protein 2. NCBI's taxonomy places the organism in Eukaryota, Metazoa, Chordata, Lepidosauria, Squamata, Colubridae. The record is from RefSeq and is a predicted model, not a curated record. Gene Ontology annotation, molecular function: collagen V binding; heparin binding; protein binding. Gene Ontology annotation, biological process: extracellular matrix organization; positive regulation of cell-substrate adhesion. Gene Ontology annotation, cellular component: extracellular matrix.